Messenger RNA from Coffea eugenioides, 1573 nucleotides. Its product is annotated as beta-D-glucosyl crocetin beta-1,6-glucosyltransferase-like. The record is from RefSeq and is a predicted model, not a curated record. Lineage: Eukaryota; Viridiplantae; Streptophyta; Magnoliopsida; Gentianales; Rubiaceae. The coding region runs from base 108 to 1487 and encodes 459 amino acids. The transcript has a single exon. Gene Ontology annotation, molecular function: UDP-glycosyltransferase activity.
CUUUCAAGACUAAAACCUUUGCCCAUCCCCCACUUCCAAUUUUCCCCUCCCAAAAACCAAAGCACUCAACGCCAAGACACAAAGCACUUAAAGAAAACAGAGGAUUUAUGGGCACAGAACCAGUUGCUGUUACUUCUCAGGUCAAGGUUCUCAUGUUUCCAUGGCUGGCUUAUGGCCAUAUAUCUCCCAGCCUGGAACUAGCCAAGAGGCUAACGGAUAGAGGAUUUGCCAUAUACAUCUGUUCAACUCCUAUCAAUCUUGGAUUCAUCAAGCAAAAGAUCACCGGAAAAUACUCUGCGACUAUUAAACCAGUGGAACUUCAUCUUCCAGACACUCCUGAACUCCCUUCUCACUACCACACCACCAAUGGUCUCCCACCCCAUCUCAUGUCCACCCUGAAAAGAGCCCUGAACAGAGCCAAACCGGAACUGUCCAGUAUCUUGAAGACUCUGAAGCCUGAUUUGGUGAUCUACGAUGUCACCCAGACGUGGACCGGUGCAUUGACUGCAGCCCAUAACAUUCCAGCAGUUAAAUUUUUAACUUCAACUGUGUCCAUGAUGGCAUACUUCUCCCAUUCGUUUAUGAAACCGGACCUUGAAUUCCCUUUUCCAGCCAUCUAUCUGUCCGAUCCCGAGUGGACCAAGUUUCGGAUAACAGCCCAAGCGGCAAGAGCUGACUAUGAAGAAAGUGAUCCUGCGGCGGAAAGGCCAAACCGGGAGUGUGACCGCAUCAUCCUCACGAAAAGCUCGAGAGCAAUAGAAGGGAAAUAUAUAGACUAUCUGUUUGAUCUUACGAAGCUGAAGAUGUUGCCUGUAGGUACCCUAUUAGAAGAACCUAUUAAGGAUGAUCAAGGCGAUAACAACGACGAGUUAAUCCAAUGGCUUGGGACAAAGAGCGAGCGGUCCACUGUUUUUGUUUCGUUUGGGACCGAGUAUUUCUUGACUAAAGAAGAGAUGGAAGAGAUAGCAUACGGGUUGGAGCUUAGCGAUGUCAAUUUCAUAUGGGUUGUAAGAUUUCCUCUGGGUCACAAAACAGGGCCUGAAGAGGCUCUUCCUGAGGGGUUCUUGGAGAGGGUGGGAGAUAGGGGAAGAAUUGUGGAAGGAUGGGCACCACAGGCAAAAGUAUUGGCACAUCCAGGUACAGCAGGUUUUGUUUGUCACUGUGGUUGGAAUUCGGUUGUGGAAAGUAUAGAGUUUGGUGUUCCAAUUAUAGCCAUGCCCGUACAGCUUGACCAGCCACUCAAUGCCAGGUUGGUGGUGGAAAUUGGUGCAGGCAUGGAAGUUGUGAGAGAUGAGAAUGGCAAGUUUGAUAGAAAGGAGAUAGCAAGAGUAAUCAAAGAUGUGGUGGCGGAGAAGAUGGGUGAAAAUGUGAGAGGGAAAAUGCGGGACGUGAGCCAGAAAAUAAAAUUGAAGGAGAAACAGGAGUUGGAUGAAGUUGCGGAAUUGCUAACUCAGCUUGUGAAGGAAAAUAGUCAGUCUUCGAAUUAAUUUUACUAGUACUUUUCUGGAAAUAUUUGAACUGCUCUAUGACUUCCAAAAUAUGAAAUAAAAUACUGCUCUAUGGAAUUUUUAGA